UUGAGGGUAGAGACUGUUGAUCAUUGUGUAGUAGACUGAAGGGUAGAGACUGUUGAUCAUUGUGUAGUAGACUGAAGGUUAGAGACUGUUGAUCAUUGUGUAGUAGACUGAAGGGUAGAGACUGUUGAUCAUUGUGUAGUAGACUGAAGGUUAGAGACUGUUGAUCAUUGUGUAGUAGACUGAAGGGUAGAGACUGUUGAUCAUUGUGUAGUAGACUGAAGGUUAGAGACUGUUGAUCAUUGUGUAGUAGACUGAAGGUUAGAGACUGUUGAUCAUUGUGUAGUAGACUGAAGGGUAGAGACUGUUGAUCAUUGUGUAGUAGACUGAAGGGUAGAGACUGUUGAUCAUUGUGUAGUAGACUGAAGGGUAGAGACUGUUGAUCAUUGUGUAGUAGACUGAAGGUUAAGGGCAGAGGAGCCAGUUUUAGACCAACUAUCACUUAGUGGUGGUGGUGGUUGACUUGUGGUUAGGUUAGCAUAGCUGUGGUCGAGGAGCGGUCGAAGAGCGUUCAUGGUCCUGGCUAUGGAGGACGCCUGUCGCAACGGGGUGGAGGUAGCGGUGGAGUCCCCUCCGGAUGCAGCCGGGACGGGAGAGCAAGGCGAGACAGGAGAUGGGUCGGCCGGGGAGGGGGCGGCUGCUGAGCCCACAGAGGGAGCCGACACAUCCGGAGCGAUGCAGCAGGUGUUGGACAACCUGGGGGAGCUGCCUACCUCCAUGGGGGCCAAAGACAUCGACCUCAUCUUCCUCAGAGGCAUCAUGGAGAGUCCCAUUGCCCACGAGCGAUUGGAGGACGUGAGGCUGGAGGCGGUGCAGGACAACAACGUGGAGCUGGUCACAGACAUCCUGGGCGACAUCACCGCCCUCAGCGUCCGCGACGACAGUGCAGCUGAACUCUCCCGAAUCCUCCAGGAGCCCCACUUCCAGUCCCUCCUGGAGGCCCAUGACAUGGUAGCCUCUAAGUGCUAUGAAGCUGUGCCCCUAGCAGAGCUGUCCAAUGAGGCGCUGGUGAACAGUGCUCUGAUGCAGGCCGACGCUGUACGCAUGAUCGGCAUCCGCAAGAAGGCUGGAGAACCACUGGGAGUGACGUUCAGAGUGGAGAAGGAGGAGCUGGUCAUCGCUAGGAUCCUCCACGGAGGAAUGAUUGACAGACAGGGUCUGCUACACGUGGGUGACAUCAUAAAGGAAGUGAAUGGGCGGGACGUAGGUAACAACCCCACUGAGCUGCAGGAGAUGCUGAAGGACUGCAGCGGAGGAAUCACUCUGAAGAUACUGCCUAGUUAUAGAGAUGCACCUGCCCCACCACAGGUGUACGUGCAACCACACUUUGACUACGAUCCAGUCAAUGACCAUCUGAUCCCGUGUCGAGAGGCGGGGAUUGGCUUCAAGAGGGGGGACCUCCUUCAGAUCGUCAACAGAGAGGACCCCAACUGGUGGCAGGCAUGUCAUGUGGUUGGUGGAGCCACUGGACUGAUCCCCAGUCAGUUUCUGGAGGAGAAGAGGAAAGCUUUCGUCCCACGAGACUUUGACGGCUCAGGGAUUCUGUGUGGUACAAUAACUGGAAAGAAAAAGAAGAAAAUGAUGUACCUAACAGCCAGGAACGCAGAGUUUGACAGGCACGAGCUGCAGAUCUAUGAGGAGGUGGCCAAGAUGCCCCCGUUCCAGAGGAAGACCUUGGUUCUGAUUGGAGCCCAGGGGGUGGGCCGCCGUAGCCUCAAGAACCGACUGGUGGUCCUCAACCCAACACACUUCGGAACCACCAUCCCCUUCACCUCCCGGCGUCCCCGUGACGAUGAGCUGGACGGUAACUCGUACCAGUUCGUAACACGGACGGAGAUGGAGGCGGACGUGAAGGCGGGCCGUUACCUGGAGCACGGCGAGUACGACGGGAACCUCUACGGAACCAAGAUGGACUCCAUCCACGAGGUGGUGGACACGAGACGAACCUGCAUCCUGGACGUCAACCCACAGGCUCUGAAGGUACUAAAGACAGCAGAGUUCAUGCCGUAUGUGGUGUUCAUCGCAGCACCAGAGUUUGAGACGCUCAAGGCCAUGCACAAAGCUACGGUGGACGCUGGAAUCACCACCAAACAACUCACGGAUGUGGAUCUGAGGAAGACUGUUGAUGAGAGUGCUCGUAUCCAGAGGGCCUACAACCACUACUUCGACCUCAUCAUCACCAACGACAACCUGGACCGCGCCUUCCAGACGCUACAGGCUGCCGUCGACAAACUCUGCUCCGAACCACAGUGGGUCCCCGUUAACUGGGUCUACUGAACCCCAACCGGACACUGUCUGACUGGGUCGACCUAGUGUGUUCAACCCCCGAGGCGGGGGAAAGGACAUGAGAAAGGGGGUUGGUAAUCUGUGGUACUUUGACGGGGAGAAAACCAACCAAACCAAGCGCCUCCUCCUCUCUCCUUACUUCCUGCACACAAUGCAACUGUUUUCUACUGGAAACUCGAAGGGAAAGACUUCUUAUAUAUUUUAGUAUUUUGUAACUUUUUACGAACGAUCUUUCUAUUCAUACCAACGUGGAAUUCAAAAACAUGAAAAAAUAAACAUCAAGGCCAAUCAUUUGGGCCAUAUUUUUUAAUUUAUUUGUUAUUACGUUAGUUUUUUUGUAGUUGUAUCCCUGAGAAGGAAUUAUGUUUUUUCUUCUUGUCUGGGGACUGCUCUAGAAAGAGUAUUUAUUAUUGUUAUAUCAACACAGGUCAACAAUGAAGAUGAGACACUAUGCAAUAUUCCAGAACUCUGAGCACUGUUGCCAAGGAAACCUUUUUACGGCGCAUGUCAUUGCCAUGACAACUAGUGUGUCUCAGACCGAAUCCUGUGGACAUCCCUUGUGUGAUUGUCGUAGACCCCCCCCCCCCCCCUCCAAAUACCCUACAGUGUACUGUUAGGCUACCCCCUGAUUUGUUUGUAUUUACCUCUUUAGAAUUGUGACCUCAGCAAAAAUGAACUUGUCUGAAUAUCUACCCCUCACACAUCCUACAAAGAGAAUGAAAGGAAAAGAGCUUUACACUUUACAUUGUACUAUUGAAUAUCAGCAUUUUAACACUGUGUUUCUUAGUUUUUCUUUUAUUACCGUAGGAUUCACUGUCUUUUGUGGCUAUGAUGAUCAUUUUUAGCUUAGUGACUUUUUUUGUCUCCCAUGAUCCUUUGCUUUGUGUUGUUUUCUAUAUUGAACAGACCACAUCCUGUUUUUACCAUUCACCAUCUACCCUGAUCUGUAUGUAAGGUGCUUGACGUUUUUUAAUUAGUUGAUGUGGCACGAAACAAUACUAUCCCACAGUCCUCCUCCAGUGUCAAAGCCCCAAAGCCCUCCUGUGCUGUAACCCAAAUACUAUAUUCUGACUGUUUUCUUUGGUCAUUCUGAACAAAGUCCCAACUGGUGUCCAACAACAACCUUGUGUUUUGAAACACAUCUCUAAAGCAAUA
This is a messenger RNA of Salvelinus namaycush (lake trout), 3438 nucleotides long. RefSeq names its product MAGUK p55 subfamily member 6-like. Gene Ontology annotation, cellular component: plasma membrane; cell-cell junction. Gene Ontology annotation, molecular function: protein binding. Bases 511 to 2274 code for a protein of 587 amino acids. The transcript has 12 exons. The record is from RefSeq and is a predicted model, not a curated record. Lineage: Eukaryota; Metazoa; Chordata; Actinopteri; Salmoniformes; Salmonidae.